Messenger RNA from Elgaria multicarinata webbii, 2228 nucleotides. Its product is annotated as H-2 class I histocompatibility antigen, Q9 alpha chain-like. Gene Ontology annotation, cellular component: external side of plasma membrane. The transcript is spliced from 9 exons. The coding region runs from base 55 to 1107 and encodes 350 amino acids. The record is from RefSeq and is a predicted model, not a curated record. Gene Ontology annotation, biological process: immune response. NCBI's taxonomy places the organism in Eukaryota, Metazoa, Chordata, Lepidosauria, Squamata, Anguidae.
AAUCCGGAUUAAGUGACUCGUUUCAUAAACGGGGAAUGUAAGCCUGAGAGCUUCAUGGGGCUGCUUUUGCUCCUGGGGGUUGUUGCCCUUCUGUUGAAACCCUCCAAUGGCUCCUCCUCGCAUUCCCUGCGCUAUUUCUACACGGUGGUGUCAGAGGCCAGCCAGGAGCUGCCCCAGUACAUCGCUGUGGGUUACGUGGAUGACCAGCCCAUCACAUACUACGACAGCAAUUUAAGAAGGGAGCAGCCUCGAGUGCCCUGGAUGCAGAAGGUGGGGGACGAGUACUGGGACACAGAGACCAGCAUAGGGCGAGACAAUGAAAUAUUUUUCAGAGAGAGCCUGACUACCGCGAGGAAUCGCUACAACCAGACUGGAGGGUUUCACACCUUGCAGCGGAAGUAUGGCUGUGCACUGAAGGAAAACAAGAGCGGAGAAGGGUAUUUGCAGUAUGCCUACGACGGCCGGGACUUCCUCAGCUUCGACAAGGAGACCCUCACGUGGACGGCAAUCGAUGGCGUGGCCCAAAGAACCAAGAGGAAGUGGGAGGCGGAUUUGGAACAGAACAUCUAUGAUAAGGCCUACCUGGAGGAGACCUGCAUUGAGUGGCUGCGGAAAUACCUGGACUACGGGAAGGAGACUCUGCUGAGGACAGAGCGCCCCGUGGUGAAGGUGACGAGCCAGGCGGAGCAUGACGGCAUGGAGACCCUCGUCUGCCAGGCCCACGGCUUCUACCCCAAGGCCAUCGAGACCACCUGGAGGAAGGACGGGGAGGUCAUGGACCAUGCGACCUUCCGCAGGGACGUCGCCCCCAAUUCGGACGGGACCUACCACGCCUGGCUCAGCAUCAAGGUCGACCCCAAGGAUCGAGACCGCUACCGGUGCCAUGUGGGGCAUGACAGCCUGCUGGAGCCCCUGGACUUUGCCUGGGAGGAGACUGAUGCAUCCAACUUGGGGCUCAUUGUCGGGUGUGUUGUGGGGGCCACCGUUGCCCUGCUGGUAGCUGGGAUCGUUGGGAUCUAUUUCUACAAGAAACGUCAAGAUGGCUACAAAGCAGCAUCAACAAAAGACCAAAACUCCGACAGCUCCGGGAGCAACCCUGCCAUCUAGGAGCCCCAAAACAGCUUGACUCUGGAGGAGUCUCUCCUCCCGAUUGAAGAAGACACAGGAAGAGAGGAUCCAUCCAUGAACUGAAUUCUAUCAAGUCCUUCUCAGGGACUUCUUCAGCCUGUUUCCGACUGCAGAGAACUUGGCUUGACGUGAUUUGCUUUCUGGCACAGCUGCAGCCUCAACACACAUUUGCAUCUUAGCUUUUUGCCCCAUAAAAGAUACCUUAGUUGAUAAAUGCUAGGAAUUUAAAUAUAUCAUUUGGAGAUCAUAUUGAGUAACUCUGCAUGAAGUUGCGUAUGAGAAGAAAGUGGCGCUUAAGGGACAAAAAAGGCAAACUUUGCUUUCAGAGGGCCCCAGCUCAGAAGAGGCUGAUCUCCUGUGUGCAAGGGGAAACACACACUGGGGGGGUGGGGGGGUGGGCUGGAAUCCCUCCUUAAAAUGCGGCCUUCCAGUUGGAAUUUUUUUUAACCGCUUCUAGAAAAACACGGGCAUAUUUUUGUCACGAGUUUUUAAUUGACAAAUCUAAGCAAUGAGGCAACUAAAUAUUGCAGCCUUAAAAAUCAGAACUAUGCCUCUAGUUCUGGCCUGCAAAUGAUUCUCUUUUGUUUUAAAUUACAGAAAUAUGGAACAUAAAACUGGCAAAGUGUUUGUUUCCUUCUGAGGCCCUUUUGCUUCCUGGGAACUUCUGUUGGAGGGCCUUGUUCUCAUUUUUAGGGUUGAACCUAAUGUUAGUCCUACUAAGUAGACUUCAAUCGCAUUCAGUUCAGUGGGUCUACUCUAAGUAGGGCUAACAUUGGAUUCAACCUUUUUGCCAGAUCAAGAGCGCUACCAAUAGGCUUCUGAAAAAGGUUUUUGCUGGUGAGAUUUUAUAUACACAACAUUACCUAAUGCUUUAAUUAUCUAAGGGUAUUAUCGACCCUUUAAUUAUCUAAGGGUGUGAUCCUAUGCAUGCUUAGGCAGCAGGCAAUACCAUGAGCUGUUAUAGAACAUUUUUAAAACGUCUUUUGGGUGACCUAGAGAUAAGUUGUUAACAUAUUUUGCAUUUGGAUUGAGAAAGGAUGGAAAACGUUUUUAAUGACACUGUUGAGAUUGGCCAAAAUAAAGGGAUUUAUUUUCCUCUC